AUGAACGACCCCACCACUGGCGACCCUCAAGUCCACCUAACGGAGAUCGACGUCGACCUGGACAUCCAAGAGAUCCUGCUCGCCGCCUCGCAGCAUGAUAUCCCCAAACUUCGGCGCCUUUGCCGCACACAAUCUUCGUUGCCGGACGCAGCAAACGUGAAAGACCCGGAGACCGGUUACUCGCCCCUCCAUGCCGCGAUUGCGGCCUGCGAGCCUGAUGAGGACGAGCAAGCGAACGGCACGAACAGCAGUUCUGCACCCGGAGAGAACGAGCAACUGAACUCAGGCGUUGAAACGGUCAGGUUUCUACUCCAGGAAGGUGCUAUUUGGAACGAUCUCGACAACAACAACGAGACUCCAGGCUGCCUGGCGCGGCGCAUUGGAGCGCCAGAGCUGUACGAGCUGAUCGUGGACGCCGGCGUGCGCGCCGAGAUGCUCCUGAACCGCUUGGAUGAGUACCAGGCGCUAUCAGAAGACGAGGACGAGGACGAGGACGAGGAAGAGGGUGGCGCUGGGGAGCAGCCCGACGACGCGACAGCGCCUGAGCUUGUCCAAGCCUCUACAGAACAACCUGCCGAAUCCGAAUCCACCGGUCCGACGAACCCCGAAGUGAGCAACCAGACCUAUCUCUCCUCCACCCUCUCCAUCAACAACAAUCGAAUCCUCGACUCAGACCAAAACGGCGUGAUGAUGCGCUGGGAAAGCGACAUCAUGCUGAAGUCUGCCAAGGCGCUCCUCCCCCGCCCUGGACUCAAAGUUCUCAACAUCGGCCACGGCAUGGGCAUUGUGGACUCCUUCUUCCAAGACCAGUCUCCCGCCGAGCACCACAUCAUCGAAGCGCAUCCGUCCGUGCUGGCCGACAUGAAGUCUAAGGGGUGGGACAGCAAGUCCGGCGUGACCAUCCACGAGGGCCGGUGGCAAGAUAUUCUCCCGGCGCUUGUAGGCGAGGGUGUGACAUUUGACGCGAUCUACUACGACACAUUCGCUGAAUCCUACGCGGAUUUCCGCGACUUCUUCUCCGAGCAGGUGAUCGGGUUGCUGGAGCAGGACGGCAAGUGGGGCUUCUUCAAUGGCAUGGGAGCUGAUCGGCAGAUCUCGUAUGAUGUGUAUCAAAAGGUUGCGGAGAUGGACCUCUUUGAGGCGGGCUUCGAUGUCGAGUGGGAGGAGAUUCCAGUGCCCAAGUUGGAGGGCGAGUGGGAGGGUGUGAGGCGGGCUUACUGGGUUGUUGAGAAUUAUCGGUUGCCGCUUUGUCGGUUCAUGGAUUGA
Messenger RNA from Penicillium canariense, 1266 nucleotides. It is a transcript of the gene rmt2, whose product is annotated as protein-arginine N5-methyltransferase. Gene Ontology annotation, biological process: peptidyl-arginine methylation. Gene Ontology annotation, cellular component: cytoplasm; nucleus. Gene Ontology annotation, molecular function: protein arginine N5-methyltransferase activity. The record is from RefSeq and is a predicted model, not a curated record. Bases 1 to 1266 code for a protein of 421 amino acids. Lineage: Eukaryota; Fungi; Ascomycota; Eurotiomycetes; Eurotiales; Aspergillaceae. The transcript has a single exon.